CCCGAGGGCGAGUUUACUCUUUCAGAAGUGGCGGUCGCGAGGGCGACGUCUCUCCAGGUCUCUCAUCCAGAUGGAACGGUACCAAGGGCGAAGUCUUUCAUCCAGAUGGAUCGGUCCCGAGGGCGAGGUCGCUCUUCCAGAAGGAUCGGUCCCGAGGGCGAGGUCGCUCUUCCAGAAGGAUCGGUCCCGAGGGCGAGGUCGCUCUUCCAGAAGGAUCGGUCCCGAGGGCGAGGUCGCUCUUCCAGAAGGAUCGGUCCCGAGGGCGAGGUCGCUCAUCUAGAAGAUCGGUCCCGAGGGCAAGGUCGCUCUUCCAGAAGGAUCGGUCCCGAGGGCGAUGUCGCUCUUCCAGAAGGAUCGGUCCCGAGGGCGAGGUCGCUCAUCUAGAAGAUCGGUCCCGAGGGCGAGGUCGCUCAUCUAGAAGGAUCGGUCCCGAGGGCGAGGUCGCUCAUCUAGAAGGAUCGGUCCCGUGGGCGAGGUCGCUCAUCUAGAAGGAUCGGUCCCGAGGGCGAGGUCGCUCAUCUAGAAGGAUCGGUCCCGAGGGCGAGGUCGCUCAUCUAGAAGGAUCGGUCCCGAGGGCGAGGUCGCUCAACCUGAAAGGGCUGUCCCGAGGACGAGGUCGCUCAACCAGAAAGAGCUGUUCCGAGGACGAGGUCGCUCAUCCAGAAAGAGCUGUUCCGAGGACGAGGUCGCUUGUCCAGACGUAGCGGUCCCAAUGGCGAUGUCGCUCGUCCAGACGUAGCGGUCCCAAUGGCGAUGUCGGUCAUCCAGACGUAGCUGUCCCAAGGGCGAGGUCGCUCAUCCAGAAAGGGCUGUCCCGAGGACGAGGUCGCUCAUCCAGACAUGGCGAUACCGAGGACGAUGUCGCUCAUCCAGAAGGAUCUGUCCCAAGGGCGAGGUCGCUCAUCCAGAAGGAACUGUCCCAAGGGCAAAGCGGAUUGGUCCUUUAGGGUGAGUUUGUAGCCAAAUGUAUCGUUCUCAGGGUUUGGGACAUGAAACCCAGUGAAACUAAAGGUAAACAAUUUAUGGAAAAAAUGAAAUUGAGAGGCAUGAAGAAUGGAUAGGAUAAAUUUUUGGGGGUGGGGUCGCUCAUCCAGAAGGAGCUGUCCCGAGGGUGAGGUUACUCUUUCAGAAGGAUCUCUUCCGAGGGCGAGGUCGCUCUUUCGGAAGGAUCGGUCCACAGGGCGAGGUUGCUCAUCCAGAAGGACCGGUGCCAAAGGCGAGGUUUCUCAUCCAGAAGGAUUGGUCCCAAGGACGAUGUCGCUCAACCAGAAGGAGCUGUCCCAAGGGCGAUAUCGCUCAACCAGAAGGAGCUGUCCCAAGGGCGAUAUCGCUCAACCAGAAGGAGCUGUCCCAAGGGCGAUGUCGCUCAACCAGAAGGAGCUGUCCCAAGGGCGAUGUCGCUCAACCAGAAGGAGCUGUCCCAAGGGCGAUGUCGCUCAACCAGAAGGAGCUGUUCCAAGGGCGAUGUCGCUCAUCCAGAAGGAGCUGUUCCAAGGGCGAGGCCGCUCAUCCAGAAGGAGCUGUCCCAAGGACGAGGCCGCUUAUCAAGAAGGAGCUGUCCCUAGGGCAAGGCCGUUCAUCCAGAAGGAGCUGUCCCAAGGGCGAGGCCGCUCAUCCAGAAGGAGCUGUCCCAAGGGCGGGGCCGCUCAUCCAGAAGGAUCUGUCCCAAGGGCGAGGCCUCACAUCCAGAAGGAUCUGUCCCAAGGGCGAGGCCUCACAUCCAGAAGGAUCUGUCCCAAGGGCGAGGCCUCACAUCCAGAAGGAUCUGUCCCAAGGGCGAGGCCUCACAUCCAGAAGGAUCUGUCCCAAGGGCGAGGCCUCACAUCCAGAAGGAUCUGUCCCAAGGGCGAGGUCGCUCUUUUGGAAGGAUCGGUCCACAGGGCGAGGUUGCUCAUUCAGAAGGAUCGGUGCCAAGGGCGAGGUUUCUCAUCCAGAAGGAUUGGUCCCAAGGACGAUGUCGCACAUCCAGAAGGAGCUGUUCCAAGGGCGAUGUCGCUCAUCCAGAAGGAGCUGUCCCAAGGGCGAUGUCGCUCAUCCAGAAGGAGCUUGUUCACGGACGAUGUCGCUCAUCCAGAAGGAGCUGUCCCAAGGGCGAUGUCGCUCAUCCAGAAGGAUCUGUCCCAGGUGAGGUCGCUCAUCUAGGAGGAGCUGUCCCAAGGGCGAGGUCGCUCAUCUAGGAGGA
Molecule: messenger RNA, 2182 nt
Organism: Penaeus chinensis
Lineage: Eukaryota; Metazoa; Arthropoda; Malacostraca; Decapoda; Penaeidae
Exons: 2
Coding region: 1054-2142 (362 amino acids)
Source: RefSeq, a predicted model, not a curated record